AUGGGUGUUACGAAGCUCUGGAAGAUCGUGGAAGAAUCUGGAAAACCGGUCCGCUUGGAAGCAUUGAGGAAGAAGCGGCUAGCAAUCGAUGCGUCCAUCUGGGUUUAUCAAUUCUUAAAAGCCGUGAGAAAUAAAGAAGGUGUUGGACUUCGUGGGUCACAUAUCGUUGGGUUUUUCAGAAGAAUAUGUAAAUUAUUAUAUUUUGGCAUUCAGCCGGUAUUUGUAUUUGAUGGCGGUGCUCCAGUUAUCAAGUUGAACACAAUUGCUAAAAGAAGAGAACGAAGAGAAGGACAGCGGCAAAGUGCCAAAGGUACCGCUCAGAAGCUCUUGUUAUUGAAAUUAAAGAAACAACGGGAAAACGGAGAACCAAUCUCCCAACCUUCACCAACCAAUCAGGAUGAUGAUCUAAAGUCAAAGAUCUUUAAGAAAGAAGAUGAAUAUCAUUUACCAGAAUUGGAGAAGUUUUACUAUAAAAAAUCGGAUAAAAGAAUCAUUUCCCCCGAUGAUUAUCAAAAGUACGUGAGAUCAUUAGACAAUGACAUAGAAGAUAUCGAUCUCAAUAAUAUUGAUCCGGCCUCAGAUGAAUUCAAUCAACUAUCAUUGGAAAGACAGUACAUUAUUUUACACAAGUUAAGAUUAAGAUCGAGAUUAAGAAUGGGGUAUUCGAAAGAACAACUUCAAGAGAUUUUCCCCAACAGUUUAGAUUUUUCAAAAUUUCAAAUCCAAAUGGUGAAAAAACGAAACUUUUUAACCCAAAAGUUGUUGAAUGUCGUGGGGUUGGAUGAUAAUUUGCCCGAUGUGGAUUCUGUGGUGUCGAAAACCAGGCGCCUUGCAGGGGAAAAAGAUCAAGCCUAUACAUUGCAACGCAAUAGUAAUGGUUGGUCAUUAUCCAUUGAUAACAAAGGAAAUUCUAUUUCUAAUGCUAUUAAAGUAGAUGAUGAUGAUGAUGAUGGUGGUCCGAGCCCCAAAAAGCGGAAAAUUCUGAAUAAUGGUGGGUCCGACGAUGAUGACUUCAGUGAUAUCGAAUGGGAAGAAGUGAAAAUCAAACCAAAGGGUCCAAGAGAAAACUUCUCCCUCAAUGCAUUACCUCUACCCCCGGCAAGUGAACUGAUGGGUAGUGUUGCUUCCAAAGUGGCACUUACCGCUCUCCAGCACGCUGGAAAAAGAAAAGAGAACAGAAAUAUCGAACAGCGAUUGUAUGAUACAGCAGUAUCGAAUUCGCUCAAAGAGAGGGAUAUUGAACAGCAUCUAUACGAUACUGCAGUAUCGAACUCGAUGAAAGAUAAGGAGAAAAAAUAUCAAAUAGAAUUGAAAAAGGCAAUAGAGCAAUCGAAGAAAGAGUUGGAAACAAUCCGGAUUGAACAGGAACAAUUCUUAGAAAAUGAUCUUUUUGAGAUUGGACCCCAGGAAAACAAAAUAAAUCCAACAAGCUCUGUGAACACACAAAUUCCAAGUCUCCCAAAGUUUAGCCUCGGGAAAUCUAUAUUUCAAAAGCCUCUUGUGCAAAAAAAUCCAACACCUGAGCCAAAAGAGCCACCAAAUGACUUUCAAGAGAAUUCAGAAGAUGAUUUCAGCGAUGAUUUGGAAGAAAUUGCAGGAAGUGGUGCUAAAGUCUCAAACGAGAUGCCAGUAUGGUUCGAUAAUAAUAAUGAGAUAAAUGUUCAUAAUCCUCAGAAAUAUUUCCCAACGCAGACGAUUCUAUCGAAUGAUAAGUCAGAAGGGGAAAGUGAUGAAAUCAUUGAGAAUUUCAAAUAUGGGGAGCAGAAUAGGAAAAUGGGUGAUGAUUUGUAUGAAGAAGAUCAACAAGUUGUUGAAUUGGGUGAUGACAAUAAAGAAGUUAUUGAGAUCAACGAUGAUGAGAAAGUUAUUGAGAUCAAUGAUGAUGAUACGGCUAAUGAAGUAAAUGGUAAUGAGAAAGUUAAUGAAGUAUAUGAUGAUGAGGUUGCUAAUGAAUUAAAGGGAAAUGAGAAAGUUAAUGGAAUAAAUGAUAACAAGGAUGUUAUUGAGGUGAAUGACAAUGAAAAUAUUGAUGAGAUCAAUAAUAUCAAAGAAAUAAAUGGAGAUGAUAAGAUUAGUGGAACAAAUAACGAAACCUUACAAAAAGAAAGCCAAAAUCUAGAAAUGAAAGAACCAUCAGUACUACCAGAACGAAGUACUAAAGUGGAAAGUUCUACCGUGACUCUAGAAAAUGAAGAUUCUGGAUUGACCAUAUCUAAUGGAUCUUUGAACGGUGUAACCAUCAAUAAUAUAGAAACUGAUAAAAGCAAAGCUAUUCAAGGAGACCAUGCAAAACAAAAAAUAACCCACUAUGAUUUUGAAGAAGAUGAAGAAGAUGAAAUAAUUAGCGAUCUAGAAAGAGAAGAGACUGCCCAUAAUGAUUUCGCCAACAAUUUGCGCCAACAAUAUGUACCAACCCUGGCAGCUGCCCAACUGAAUUUCCGAUACAAUGAGGCGAAUUUACUACAGCAGCAUAAAAGGGAACUUAGGGAUUCUGAUGAGGUCACUGAUCAAAUGAUUGAUGAAGUCAAGGAUUUGCUUACCUGUUUUGGUAUUCCUUACAUUACUGCUCCGAUGGAAGCGGAAGCCCAAUGCAGUGAACUUCUUAAGUUGCAAUUGGUGGACGGGAUUGUUACCGACGAUAGUGAUUGCUUUCUUUUUGGGGGCGACAGAAUUUACCGCCACAUGUUCACCGAAAAAAAGUUUGCCGAAUUUUACGAUAUUAAGGAUAUUGACGCCAAAACCCAUUUAUCUAGAGAUAAGAUGAUUGAUCUUGCGUAUUUAUUGGGCAGUGAUUACACCGAAGGACUCAAAGGAAUUGGUCCCGUCACUGCGGUGAAGAUCGUUGAUGAGUUUGGUAGUUUGAAAAAUUUCAAAGAUUGGUGCAUAAAAUGUCAAGAAAGUAAUGCUGAUAAGCUGAAAUUAUUGAAUACUCCUUUCAAGAAAUCUUUGAGAAAAAGGUUGAUCAACAAUGAAGUCUAUUUAGACCAACGGUUCCCCGAUAAAACCGUCAAGAAUGCAUAUUUGUAUCCGGAGGUGGAUAGUGAUAAAACCAAUUUUGUGUGGGGACCCCCAGACCUUGAUAUGCUACGAACCUAUUUAAUGUCGAAGAUUGGUUGGAGUAAAGAAAAGGUCAAUGAAAUUCUCAUUCCCCUUAUUAGAAGAUACAAUUCUCCUUGGUGA
This is a messenger RNA of Saccharomycopsis crataegensis, 3180 nucleotides long. It is a transcript of the gene RAD2, whose product is annotated as ssDNA endodeoxyribonuclease RAD2. Gene Ontology annotation, cellular component: nucleus. The coding region runs from base 1 to 3180 and encodes 1059 amino acids. Gene Ontology annotation, molecular function: single-stranded DNA binding; DNA endonuclease activity. The record is from RefSeq and is a predicted model, not a curated record. Lineage: Eukaryota; Fungi; Ascomycota; Saccharomycetes; Ascoideales; Saccharomycopsidaceae. The transcript has a single exon. Gene Ontology annotation, biological process: nucleotide-excision repair.